UUCAAUAGUAGGUGAACAUAUAUCCGAACAUAAUCUAGAAUGCUGUCAUGUGUUAUGUAUUUAUGAAUGAAUAUGUGCGAAUUAAUUAAGAAUAGAAAUGUCAAAUGCACGAUGAUAUUUACAUCGUGAGUAAAUAUUGGCCAUUUAUAUUGGAGUAGAAAGAUGUUCUGUACCAUAAUUAGAUUUUCUGUAUUUAACAUGAAAUAAAGUUUUGGAGAGAAGAAAAGAUUGAAAAAAAGUAUAGAAAUGGAUAUUUGAAAAAAAAAAUAAAUGACAUCUGAGUGGCAUCUAACAAUAAAGCUAAAAUCAGUUUAAAGAUUAAUAUUCGGUUAUAUGUGUAUACUUUUAUUCUUAUUACACAUGAAAAAUUUUAUAAAUUAAGCUUGUUUAAAAAUUAUAGUAAUUGAAAUUACGAAUGCACGAUGAUUAGAAUGAUUAAAUCUUCGUGACAAUCACUGGAUCACGUAUAAAGCAUGUGAUUUAAGAUCAUAUAUUAUUGACGACCUUUGUAUGUAAAAAGAAAAAAAAGGAAAAUGCUUUUGAAUUUUUGUGAUCCUCGCUUACGUCCAGAAAUCAAAUGCAGUACCAUCAGCACAGAAGGAUAUGAUGUGACCAAUUUGAUAAGCGACUCUUGCAAAGGAUUUUUGGCAUAUUCCUGCAUUAAACCGCCAAUUCACAUUGACAUCACAUUUCUUUGUAACAUCAGGAUAAAUCAUAUAUUGAUUUGGCCAUCCAUUGGAUCACAGAAGUCAUCGGGCUUUCAGCUUUAUUCUAAAAACACCAAUGAUCACAGUAGCCCAUUUACUUUAUUGUCUAGUGGAUUUUUAAGCACUUCUGAUGCUGGACUGUUAUUUCAUCCGAGUGACAUUGAUCCUGCAAAAAUUCUUGCACCACCAAAUUUCUUAAAACGUUAUAUUAAAUUGUCAAUGCAGCACUUGACUAUGUAUACUAAUGUUUUACGAAUAACAAUAUGUAAAACAGAAAACUCGGUACCAGCAUUAGGGAAAAUUGAAGUUUGGGGAACAGUAUCACCUCGUUGUGGGAAAGAUGUUGUGGCAAGUGUGUACACUUUAUGGACCAAACAUCAAGCCACAUUGCCUGUAAGCGAGACUAAAACUGAGACUACUACAAAUAUUACUGACAAUAGACAAGAGAAUAAAGUGAUGUUUGAAGUUCCUGAAAGUUUCUUAGAUCCCAUUACAUGGGAGAUAAUGACUCAGCCGAUUAUAUUACCUAGUGGCAAAGUAAUAGAUCAAACCACAUUAGAAAAGCAUGGACAGAAUGAAGCAAUCUGGGGUAGACCAUUAUCAGAUCCAUUUACUGGCAUUGUAUUUAAUGAACAUCGUAAACCAAUUAUGGCAACUGCAUUGAAGUCGAGAAUUGAUAAAUUUCUGUUGGAUAAUAGUAAUUCGAAUGAAAUAAAAAAUAUACCAAGAGUUUUAGGCCAUAAUUCAACUUCAACUGUAGCAGGAGACAGAAGGAUAAUUAAAGUAUCAAAGUGUGUGCUAAACAAAAAUUUACUAAAGAGGACUGUCAAAGAUGCUAAAUUAGAUGCAUGCAAGCAAACAAUGAAUGCUUAUUCACAGCAAACAAAGAAAUUUUGCCAUCAACUGCCAGCAGUUAUUGUAUGUCCCAAACAAUCCACUGCCAAUACUAAUGUAAGAUCAAAGCAAAGUUCAAGUUCUUCUAAACUAGUUCAUAAUAAUUCUUAUAAUCAUAGAAGUGAUAAAUCAGAAAGAUUGGUGGAAACUGACAUUGACAAUUCUCUAGAUGGCAAUGUAAAGAUUCUAUUGUCAAAUAUUAAACGUUUUAGUGCACCAGAAAAAGUAGAGUUACAUAAUAUAUCUAAUGAUUGUAAAUGUUGUAAUAAUAGUAUUCUUUAUAAACUUCCAUGUAAACAUGUAAUAUGCAGAAAAGUAUUAUUAUCUAUUGAGAAUAGUCAGUGUAAAUCUUGUGGACUUUCUUACAAACUGAGUGACAUUGAACGAAUUCAUGACGAUAUUUUAAAUAGAUAAUAGAAAAAUUGUAUAAUGUUAUGAAUAUAUAUUAUCAAUAAUAGAAUAUUUCAGUUCUUGCUCAAUUCUUCAGCUUUAUGGAUGUAACUCGAAUUUUUUCACAUUUAUUAUUUGUCAAAUUUUAUCCAUGUGUGUGAGGAGGGUAUGCAAAAUAUAUUAUCGUAACACAUUGAA
Nylanderia fulva is the source of this 2189-nucleotide messenger RNA. RefSeq names its product RING finger protein 37. Gene Ontology annotation, biological process: protein polyubiquitination. NCBI's taxonomy places the organism in Eukaryota, Metazoa, Arthropoda, Insecta, Hymenoptera, Formicidae. Gene Ontology annotation, molecular function: ubiquitin protein ligase binding; ubiquitin-ubiquitin ligase activity; zinc ion binding. Gene Ontology annotation, cellular component: nucleus. The record is from RefSeq and is a predicted model, not a curated record.